AUGGAGUUUCAAGUGCCUGACGUGCCGCUGUUGAAAAUCUUCUCCUUCCUGGAUGCGUUCAGCUUGCUCCAGGCUUCCCAAGUGAACAGGUGUUGGAAUAGGGUUGCAGAGAAUGAUCACCUGUGGAGGAACCUGUGUCUGAAGAAAUGGAGUUUCUGCAACUUCUCCCAGUGCCUGGGCUCACUGACGUGGAAGCAGUUCUUCCUCAAACAGAGAAAGCAGGAGUACCGGAUGGCGUUGGCGAAGCCAGAAGACUUUACCUUCAGAGAAGCAAGUGGGAACCUCGGAAUCUUAGGACCUAUGGCUUAUCUGUCAGGAAAUGACCACACAGUGGGUGGACAAGAGAAGUCAGUCAUUUGCACGGUGUCAUCAAAACACGUGCUUUGUACCUGGGACGUGCAGGAGGGCACUAUGAUCUGGUCCAGCCCAGUCCAGCAGUCUAGCAUCAUGCAUCUGGCGACCCUCCCUCAGAUGCAUCUCGCAUUCACUGUGGACUUGGAAGGAACUGUCAAAGUGUGGAAUUGUCAGGAUGAGGAUGCCCUGGCUACUCUUGCCAUACCUCGGGCCUGUUUUUCUUUGGAAAUCUGUCUCACAAAUGAUGGCCCAUUCUUGAUGGUAGGCAAUUCUGAAGGUGACAUCUACACACUGACCGUGCCUGAGCUAAGGGGUGUCUCUAAAGUCAAUGCAUUUAAAUAUAGUGUUGACCUCCUACACUGCUCUCCUGACAGGAAAUGGAUCUUUGCAUCUGGGACACAUCAGAAUAUCUUGCCAAUGGUGUUUCUCACAGAGUGCUUACUGAAACCGUCAGAAGGCAAAAGCCCUCUGUGCCUCUCUAUCCCAUUUUCAUCAUGCUGCAGAGCCUGCUGGGCCCCAAGGAAGACAAGCAGGGUAACAGUGAUGUACCGAAGAGGUUCUUUCAAAAAGACAGGAUUUACCACCUUUGAUCUAAUGGCUAAGAGGACUGGGGGCAGGACAGACAUCCAAGCCCAUCAGGUUGCAACUUUCCUGUUGCCAGUUCAUAUGGAGAGUCCUAUUUGGAUGGGAGUCGGUGAUGGCAAUAUGAUCGUGUUUGAGAGUGGGCCAUACUUGUUCCUCUUCACCAUCAGUGGCCACCUGCUGCAACGAUUUGAGGACCACCAGAGGACCAUCAGCAACCUAUGGGUGGAUUCUGUGCACAUCCUCACCACAUCUAUGGAUGACUCUCUGCAUUUGUACAUGUGGGAAGACGAAGGCCGUUAUCCAUACCUCAAGAGCUGCUGUCACCUGGAACACAUAGGGAGUGACCUGGCACCAAGCUGCUAUGUCUCCAAAGCAAUAUGUGAUAACAUGAGCAUAGUAUGUGUGGUGUCAAGAAUUCGUGAAUCCAGCAUUCUGGUGAUGUAUUCUUUGCAUAUGUAAUGUGGAAACUAAUGGAAUUAACCCUACAUCAUUUCCCUCCAUGUAGUAAAGAGAUUUCUGUUUGCAAACCCAGAAUGAUUAUUUUAGUAAUAUUAGGAAAGAAGCAAUGACUUAACUACUGACAGUAAAUCAGACACUAUAAUGGAUACUACAGAUCCGGCACUAUACAGAUAGAAUGCAGAGCAACAUAUCCUUUGUCCUUGCCAGUAUAGAAUACCAAGGUAGUCAAAUAUAACUGGUCAUACAAAUCAAUUCAAAGGAAGCCUAUAACUGGGGAAAGCAUGACUGUAGAUUAAGGCUGGUUUAAAAACAAAGGCAUGAGGAUGCCUGGCUCAGUUGGUAAAGCAUGCAACUCUUGGAUUUUGGGGUUGUGAGUUUGAGCCCCAUGUUGGGCAUGGAGCCUACUUUAAAAAAAUUGUAAAAGUGAAGGUCAUCUGUAUUAGUGUUCUCUAAUACAUCUAUUUUUUGCUUACAUUUUAGAAAAACAGAUGGUAAUACUUAAAGGUAGCUACAAGAGACUCAGAAUAUGGAUGGUAGGAAUAUGUGCUCAUGAAGACUAGGAAAUAGGAAAUAUAGCAAAAGCUAAAUCACAUGAAAGUUUGGAUUUGUAUAGCAUCACAGCCACUGUAAGGGACAUGAUAAAGCACUGCCCCCUAGGUUUGUAUCAUUGGCUCAGGAGAGAGAGUACUGAAAAAUCAAGCCUAAGAUCCACAGGUCUACAG
Nyctereutes procyonoides (raccoon dog) is the source of this 2120-nucleotide messenger RNA. RefSeq names its product F-box and WD repeat domain containing 12 (gene FBXW12). Gene Ontology annotation, molecular function: protein binding. The transcript has 10 exons. NCBI's taxonomy places the organism in Eukaryota, Metazoa, Chordata, Mammalia, Carnivora, Canidae. The coding region runs from base 1 to 1398 and encodes 465 amino acids. The record is from RefSeq and is a predicted model, not a curated record.